Molecule: messenger RNA, 351 nt
Organism: Oppiella nova
Lineage: Eukaryota; Metazoa; Arthropoda; Arachnida; Sarcoptiformes; Oppiidae
Source: the annotation of a GenBank genome assembly
GAGUUCGUCACCGGUUUUAUUACUUAUUAUAAUCUAUUAAGAGAUCCCUAUCAGCUAAGGAACUCCAUAUACGACCUCGAGUUGACUACUUUGGAGGACCUGAGACGACAGCUAAACAAACUGAAGAGCUGUGCCGGUGCUAAGCUCUGCACACUCCCGGCCCGUCACAUACAUAAUCACAUUAUCGCCGUCUGUCCAAUUGAGGCUAAGCCAUACUCCCGAUCCCUCCCGACAAAUUUUUAUGACUCCCGUUCCCUCCCGACUCCCGUCCUAAAGCUGAUCGGGACUCCCGACAACUCCCGACGGGACCCGCCUAAUCCCGAAUACUCCCGACAGCUAACAAAACGCUAA